This is a messenger RNA of Vicia faba (fava bean), 456 nucleotides long. The record is from the annotation of a GenBank genome assembly. NCBI's taxonomy places the organism in Eukaryota, Viridiplantae, Streptophyta, Magnoliopsida, Fabales, Fabaceae.
AUGAAAAUUGGAAAGGGAAGAGGGUUUGAGAGAAAAGAAAGUCUCUUCUUCUCUCGUGGCGAACAGAAUCGGCGCCGCCGGUCUUCUUCCGCUUCUUCCGACAACUCGGCGGCGCGGUCAUCACCAUCCUCGCUGAUCUCCGCAUCUCCCGACCGUGAAUCAUCUUCGUUGAAUCCAACUGCACUCGCGGUUCAACCUUCGUCCACGACGGCUCACCUCGCCAUCAUCAUCAACCCAUUUCUGCUUCUUCCUCGCGAUUUCAUCACUGCGCCUCUGCCGGAGAAUGUCCAGCGCUCAUUCCAUCUGCUACUCAGGAUUGUUCAUGUUUACAUUUCAGAAUGGUACAAGUUAAAGUUUGUUGUUGAUUGCGUUGAUGAAGAGUGUGAAGAUAAUGAAAAGAUGCAUGAAGCGCUGAUCUUGAUGCGUGCAGGCUCUGUUCUGUGCAGAGAGGUUUAG